Molecule: messenger RNA, 3182 nt
Organism: Alexandromys fortis (reed vole)
Lineage: Eukaryota; Metazoa; Chordata; Mammalia; Rodentia; Cricetidae
Gene: Eda2r
Product: ectodysplasin A2 receptor
Exons: 8
Coding region: 391-1218 (275 amino acids)
Biological process (GO): positive regulation of canonical NF-kappaB signal transduction; tumor necrosis factor-mediated signaling pathway; positive regulation of JNK cascade
Cellular component (GO): plasma membrane
Molecular function (GO): tumor necrosis factor receptor activity; protein binding
Source: RefSeq, a predicted model, not a curated record
AGGGGGUAUAGGCAUAACAUGAAAGAGAGGAUGGAUUUGAUCUGUUGUUGCCACACGUGAAAGUGAAAUGAAUCCAGCAGAACACUGGUUGCAACGGAUUUCGCCUAUUGUGAGAGCGUGACACCUGCCUUGAAAACAAACUCUAUACUUGGGCCCACCUCGGAUAAGAUAUAACCUCUCGCUUUGUGCACUGGAAUAAAGGACAACGUAAACAGUUUCUUCAUCAUGGAUUGUCAAGAAAAUGAGUACCGGGACCAAUGGGGGCAUUGUGUCACCUGCCAGCAGUGUGGCCCUGGACAGGAGCUCUCCAAGGAAACUGUUGUGAGCCUCAUUUUACCGACUAGACAACCACAGUUCAGAGAGUGUGUGCAACUUGUUCAGUGACUGUGAAUGCCGAAGAAAUACAUUUGGAGUCAGGAUUGCGGUUAUGGAGAAGGUGGAGAUGCAUACUGCACAGCCUGCCCUCCCCGAAAAUAUAAAAGCACAUGGGGGCAUCACAGGUGUCAGACUUGCAUCACCUGUGCUGUCAUCAAUCGGGUCCAGAAAGCCAACUGCACGAAUACCUCUAAUGCUAUCUGCGGAGACUGUAUGCCCAGGUUCUACCGAAAGACGCGCAUCGGGGGCCUGCAGGACCAAGAAUGCAUCCCAUGUACAAAGCAGACUCCUUCUUCUGAGGUUCAGUGUACCUUCCAGUUGAGUUUAGUGAAGGUAGAUGCACACGCUGUUCCCGGUAAGGAAGCCACGCUUGUCGCACUGGUGGGCAGUCUGCUGGUAGUGUUUGCACUGGCCUUCCUUGGACUCUUCUUCCUCUACUGCAAGCAGCUCUUUAAUAGACAUUGUCAAUGUGUUGCAGGAGGUUCGUUGCAAUAUGAGGCUGAAAAGGCAGUGGAGGAGGAUUCUCUUUUCCCCAUGCCACCUGGCCAGGAGACCAGUCCUGAAUUUCCAGUGAAUGAGAUCAAGCCACUCAGCUCCAUCUUGGAUGACGACUGCAGUUCCACGCGUGGCUUCCCCACCCAGGAGUCCUUUACCAUGACCUCCUGCGCCUCAGAGAGCCAUUCUAAAUGGGUCCAUACCCCCAUUGAAUGUACAGAGCUGGACCUGCAAAAGUUUUCCAGCUCUGUGCCCUGUACUGGAGCUGAAACCCUGAGGGAGAACACAGUUGAAAGCUCCGGAGAGAGCCUGGAGCUCCGAGUACCUUUUCAAGUUCCCAGCCUUUGACUCUACUGAGGUGAGCUAGAAAAAUGUGGUUAGAAGACCAGGAGGUGUGGGCCACUCUCAACAAUUUUCCAGCCCCAGUUCUAUUGUCUGAUAGGGCUUGGGUGGAAGAAUGGCAGGAAAUGAGGCUGGUAGCGGUUGGAGAGGCAACAGUUGAGGCACUAAGUCUUUGAGCUAAUUUUACAUCAGAUUUGGACGCCAACAAUUGUCUGGAGACCUGGCAGGCGGGCGUGAUGCCAGCUUCUUCAUCUGGACCCUACUCUUGACUAGUCAUAUUGUUUACUCCUUUUGUUUGUAUAAACACAACAGCAUCAUACAAAUAAGCAACUCUGUAUUCAGAUGAACCCUUGUUCCUGAACAGCCUUAUGAUCUCGAGGAAAUCAUUUUACCUCGUUCAGACACAGAGUUUUCUGCUCAUGAGUCAGUGUGAGGAUUGAAUGACGACAUACACAAGUGUCCUUUAUAAUGUCUUCGUGAGAGGUGUUUGUACCAUGAUGGCAUUUCCUUCCUUUCCCUGUGUUUGGUCCCCAAUUACAAAUUCCUUCUAUAGCCACUACAUUUUUUUCUGAACUUCAUAACUUCAUACCUUUGUGGUAGGCAAAUGAGAAAUAUGCUAAUCUCGUUUUAAACAGGCAGAAACUGAGCCACAGAGAUGAAAAGUGGUUUGCUUAAAGACAGAGUAAUCCAUUCUCAGAACUAGGCUAGAACCUGGGAUUCGCAGCUCCAUUACAGAGUUCAUCUAACUCCAUCAUUGGAUUUUGAAAUCUAUGUGUAUGUUACCUCAAUAUAUGUCACAUAUUCAUAUGUUGUACGCAUGUAUAUGUGCGUGUGUGUGUAUAGAAACAUCAUGGAUAAAAAAAAACAACAUACACAAAAUUCAUUUGUGCUUCAUGUGCACUUUGCACACAUAACCUGAAGGUACUUUCAUGUGCUAUUCUUAGUACAAACUGUCAUGUGUGAGCAAGUAUGCAAUUUUUCACUUAUGGUGUCAAUGUCAAAUAGGAAUAAAAUUUUGAGUAUUUUGGAUUUUGAAUCUUUGAAUUUUGCCCUAAGGACACCCAAUCUAUUUCUUCGUCUAGAGGUUAUGUAGUUCUUGUUCAAAUAUUCUAGUGAAAAGAAGCUCACAACUGCCCAAUGUGUAUUACACUUACAACUGACAAACUGGAGCUCAAUAUAAAAAGCAUAAUGGUAUCUUGUACUCACUUAUGGGUUCUAGUUCUUUCCCUGGGUCACACAUCUGACUUCUCUGCCAUAUGUGAGAAGUGAGGACAACCACUUUGGGUUUUUAUUAAGUACAUGGUACUAAAACUUAACCCAGUCUCAGGGAAAAAAUGUUUUUUUUUUUCUAGUUUGGAAUAGGAUAGAUUUGUUAUCUCCAUGGCUAGGUGAGAGAUUUCAGCUAUUGUGCCUUAAAUCACUGGUCCAAACACGAACUUUUAGAGAAAAGAAAGAGGAGGGUGGUGAUUACACAGCAUCACAGGAUUCUAACUACUCUGCUCUUUUUCUAGGUCUCUUUCACUCUUGGCAACCUUGUCAGUGAUUGUUCCUGGACUUUCCUGCUCUUCUUCUAUUCAACAGCUGUAGCAUGGGCCCCACAAUAAUCAGUACUCUAAAAACGGGGUACACAGGGCCCAUCCUACGAGAGAAUUAAAUCCCCACCAUUUUCCCAAGACUGGCCUUGAACAUUUUUUGUUUUCUUCUUUUAGUCUGGGGACUCAGAAUUCAUAGCCAUGAAAAUGGCUAUGGGCCAGUUAAUUAAUUAUCGAGGUGGGGGAAUAACAACAAACAAGGUCGAAUUUUCCUGCCUGUAUAUUUUUUCUUCUUAUAUUUUUUGUCAGGUAGAUCUGAGGAAGGGUUUUACAGAAUUCUGUUGACAUCUAUAUACCACUUUAGAGAGAAAAAUAAAGUGUUUUUCAAUUUAGCUUUCUGCUUUGACUCUCUCUCCUAAUACACACACACACACACAC